Chironomus riparius is the source of this 2758-nucleotide messenger RNA. NCBI's taxonomy places the organism in Eukaryota, Metazoa, Arthropoda, Insecta, Diptera, Chironomidae. The record is from the annotation of a GenBank genome assembly.
UUGGUUGCAGUUAAUACAAGUAUAAUUUUUAUAGAUGUGUGUUUUUAUGAUGAUGUGAAAAAGAAAUGCGAUUAAUAAACGCAAUAAAGUUGAGACAAUAAAGAAAACUCAGUGAAAAAUUCAAAAAAAAGUGAAGGAAAAAUAAAAACAAAGAAAAUUCCAUUAUUAAGCUGUUGAGAUACUUUCUGGGAAAAAUUUGAUUUUAAACUAUAUUUUUGGUGUCAUAAUUCAGCGAAAGGACUGUGAAUGUGAAAAAGCACCUGCCUGGAUAGUUUUCUGUGUGAAAAAUUCAGGCAUUGUGAUUUGAAAUAAAGCAUAAUAAGAAUUAAAAAAAAAACCAGAAAAGUGGAGCUACAAGAAUAAGAAAUCAAAAUCAUCGUCAUAGACAUCUCCCAACAUUUUUUGGUCAUCCUUAAAUUCUCAAAAUUGAUUUCGUUCAGGGCUUCUCGACCUCUACAAGGUCCUCGACCGAGGACCAGCCACCGCGUAAACGCUCCAAAAAGACGUCGGUGUUAGAGGAAUCAUCACAAAAUUCACUGUCUCGAUAUAGCACAUCGUCGACAUUUGCAACCUUAUCUCCAGCUUCGCAUACGAUUAACGCAGCUUCCCAAACAUCAACAAAUCAUCAUAAUAAUAACACACAGCACAUACAUUCAGCACAUCAGUUUAGCAACAUUUUUGAAAUGUUAGAAGAGAAUAUGAAUGGACAUAGAAUGGCACAAGGCAACAGUAAUGCAGAUCAAUCAUCAAUAUCUGCGAAUGGUACGUCUUCGUCAAAUAAUUGUGCUGACUAUACGACAAAUGGCAUUAUGAAUCACAAUAGUCACCAAAAUCAAUAUUCGACACAAAAUCAAAAUGUUCAAUUAGAUAAUACAAAUCGUGACAUAGUUCGUCUUAUUGGACAACAUUUAAAGCUAAUUGGUCUUGACCGGACAGCUCAAAUGCUUAUGCAAGAAUCUGGCUGCACACUUGAACAUCCGGCUGCAACUAAGUUUCGUGAGCACGUUUUGAGUGGAGAUUGGCAAAAAGCAGAUUAUGAUCUGCAGGAACUACAGACUAUUGUUGAUGAUGAUAAAUUAACAAAGCAUAAUUUGAUUGAGAUGAAAUUUUUAUUGUUGGAACAAAAGUAUCUUGAAUAUUUAGAUGAUUCUCGUCCUAUUGAUGCAUUGCAUGUGUUAAGGAACGAAUUGACUCCUCUGCAACACAAUACACCUCGUGUCCAUCAAUUGUCUAGCUAUAUGAUGUGCACUAAUAAUCAGGAAUUAUAUGAGCGUGCAAGUUGGGAAGGCAAGAAUAUAAAAUCUCGCACCCGUUUAAUGGACCGUUUGCAAUCAUAUUUGCCAGCUAGUGUCAUGCUGCCACCAAAACGUCUUCAUACCCUUUUAAGACAAGCUGUUGAAUUACAAACAGAGCGUUGUAGUCAUCACGAUAUGGCUUGGGAGACAUCAAUUGAUAAUGUAUCGCUGUUGAGUGAUCACAAUUGCUCCGAUACUGCCCACAAUUUCCCCAUGUAUCCUGUUCAGAUUCUCAACGAACACUCGGACGAAGUCUGGUUCUGCAAGUUCUCACCAAAUGGUCUCAAGUUAGCAACAGGUUCAAAAGAUACUUACGUCAUAAUUUGGGAUGUUGAUCCAGAAAAGCACCAAUUAAAGCACCGAAAAUCGUUUGAAUGUCAUCCAAAUGGUGUGUCAUUUGUGACUUGGUCACCAGAUUCAAAGUAUCUUAUAGUCGGUGGUACAGAAGAGUCGUCAGAGUUGCUUAUUUUUAAUAUAGAUGAACUUAAACUUCAUUCAAAAGUGUCACAUUCAAAUGACGAGUCACUAACGUGUGCUGCAUUCUCGCCCGACGGCACUCGUUUCGUGACUGGUGGUAUUCGUGGACAAUUUUAUUUGUGUGAUUUAGAAGGCACUAUAUUAAAUAAUUGGGAUGGCGUUCGUGUUAAUUCCUUAGCUUUUCUUAACGACAAUCAAACAGUUCUGGCUGCUGAUACACAUUAUCGUAUAAGAAGUUAUUGCUUUGAGACGCGUAACGACUACAAUAUGAUUCAGGAACAACAUCCAAUUAUGACAUUUAGUGUAAACUCAACAGACAGAUUGGCGUUGCUUAAUAUAUCAUCACAAGGCUUACACUUGUGGGAUCUACGAGACAAGUGUGUGAUAAGAACUUAUCAAGGAAUAACUCAAGGCACAUAUACAAUUUAUUCAACCUUUGGUGGUGUUAAUGAGAGUUUCAUCGCAAGCGGUAGUGAAGAUAAUACGGUGUGCAUCUGGCAUGUACGUCGAGAAGAGCCAUUAGCAACACUUACAGGACAUACGCGCACUGUUAAUUGUGUCUCAUGGAAUCCGGUAUUUCACGAUAUGUUAGCCUCAUGUUCUGAUGAUGGAACUGUUAGAAUUUGGGGUCCAAAACCAGGAAAUGGCUAUUUGUCAUCAUUAAUAUCAGGCUCAACGUCAUCAACGCCCGCGACAUCCUCUUCGUCGUCAUUAAAUCACAAUGAUGAUCAUAUGGGAAAUUCAAAUAAUGAUUGGAAUAUUUCGUAGAAUUAAAAGCAAUUUCUUCACUCAUAAAAAAUUCUUCUGUGUCCCUAAAUAUAUUUUUAUUUUUUGUUGGAUCUACUGUGUUAUUAGAUCCAAACAUUUUUUAAUGAUGAAAACAACCAAAAACCUGUUUAUUUUUCUGUUUUUAUAAAAAAGAAGUAAUUUCCGUGCAUAACUUAUUUUAAAAAUUUCCAAAAUAGAAGAUUUUUACAACCUCCCCU